Electrophorus electricus (electric eel) is the source of this 4800-nucleotide messenger RNA. It is a transcript of the gene slc20a1b, whose product is annotated as solute carrier family 20 member 1b. The record is from RefSeq and is a predicted model, not a curated record. Lineage: Eukaryota; Metazoa; Chordata; Actinopteri; Gymnotiformes; Gymnotidae. Gene Ontology annotation, cellular component: membrane. Gene Ontology annotation, molecular function: phosphate transmembrane transporter activity. Gene Ontology annotation, biological process: phosphate ion transmembrane transport.
GAGAAAAAAGACAUCCGCCUUAGGGAAGCGCGAGAAAGCUUAUGAGGAGAAGCUAGUGAGAUCCUCGUUCAAAAAAAAAAAAAAAAAAAAUAAGACGGUGUUUUUUUCCGUUUACUGUAGUUUUCAGUUCGACCGAGCUUUGAACAUUUUAUUUGUUUCUUAUUUCGCGUAUACCUAAUCAGACCGAAUAUAGCGGUUUGGAAAAAACUAAAUUUAAUUUAAUGUCAGUCCCGCGCGCCACGCAUUUGAGCGGCUUCGGGAAGUGAAGGCUAACGUUAGGCGGGCUCCGGCUGUGUGGAAAUACGAAGAACCAACCAGUUGUUUCGCUCUUUGUUAACGUGGAAUGAGAUUCCAUUCAUCCAUCCUGUCUGUUGCACAAUGGAUGUCUGUUCUGUCUGCCUAAUCGCCCAAACUAAGACACAUUGUAGCAGGAAUAGUCUAUUCAGAGGAUAGCAAUAGCCCCCCCUCAUUCCACCCUCCCCCUCAGCAUUACACAUCAGUUUAAAUACGGCAGUGCAGUCUUUUGCUGGUGUCUGGACUGCUUUAAAUUGCUGUUUUAGCAGAGGGUGAAGGUAGGUUGGUUUGGGGUUUAAAAAAAGUUUUAGAAACACUAGUACCUCAGCUAUUUAAAUAAUUCUAGAGUGGUGCUUGAAUUAAGGGCUUAGCUAAAUUUGAAAGUUGUAGGAUUGCGAAUAAAACUUGAAAGGGAAAACACACACAAUGGUGUCAACAACUUUGGCCACAGUAACACUGAUGAGCACCCUUGGGCUGGCCACCCAGGGGCCAAUGACCGAAUACCUGUGGCUCCUGGUGCUCGGCUUUGUUAUAGCCUUCAUCCUGGCCUUUUCCGUGGGUGCCAAUGAUGUCGCCAACUCGUUUGGCACUGCGGUUGGGUCUGGCGUGGUCACCCUGAAAGUAGCCUGCGUCCUUGCAACUGUGUUUGAGACUCUGGGCUCUGUGAUGCUGGGGGCCAAGGUCAGCGAAACCAUCCGCAAAGGUAUCAUCGACGUGAACAUGUACAAUGGGACGGAGUACCUUCUCAUGGCUGGCUCUGUCAGCGCCAUGGUUGGCUCUGCUGUGUGGCAGUUGCUAGCUUCUUUCCUGAAACUGCCCAUUUCUGGUACUCACUGCAUUGUAGGAGCCACCAUUGGCUAUUCACUGGUGGCAAAAGGUCAACAGGGAGUCAGAUGGUUAGAGCUUCUACGAAUUGUUGUCUCUUGGUUCCUGUCUCCUCUCCUUUCUGGUCUCAUGUCUGCCAUUCUCUUCUAUUUUGUCCGUAUAUUUAUCUUGCAGAAGAAGGAUCCGGUACCCAAUGGACUGAGGGCUUUGCCCGUCUUCUAUGCUGUUACUAUGGGAAUCAACCUUUUUUCCAUCAUGUUUACAGGAGCACCGAUGCUAGGGCUUCGAUAGCUGCCCUGGUGGGGCGUCCUUCUGAUCUCCAUCGGAUGUGCCCUGCUCACUGGCCUCAUUGUCUGGUUCGCCGUUUGCCCCUGUCUCAAGAAGAAGAUUGAACGUGAGAUCAAGUCUUCCAGUCCCUCAGAGAGCCCCCUAAUGGAGAAGAAGGACAUGGCAGAGGUCCACUGUCCCAUUCUCAAAACGGUUCCUGAGGAAGCCAUGCCCGCCCCGGCCUUGCACCACAGCCAGGGCUUGCCUAUGUCUGAGGAGCGCAGAGUUACCUUUGACAUCGGAGACUCGGAAGACGCCGAACCCAAGGAGACAGAACUCAGCAAUGCUCCAAAAACAGUGCAUGUUCAGUUCAACAAUGGCCCAACACACGUUCCCAGCAAUGGCUAUAGCCAGUAUCACACAGUCCACAAGGACUCGGGCCUCUACAAGGAUCUGCUUCACAAACUCCACCUGGCCAAGGUGGGCGACUGCAUGGGUGAGGGUGGAGACCGGCCAAUCCGGCGCAACAACAGCUACACCUCAUACACCAUGGCCAUCAUCGGCCUCCAUGGUGAGAUCAGGCCUCGGGAGUCGGAGCUCCGGCCAGCUGACGACGGGGACAAGGACAAGGCAGGUGUGCAGGAGCGGAAGAGGAUCCGCAUGGACAGCUACACCAGCUACUGCAACGCUGUGGCAGAGCACAGUGCCCCUCACGGGCUUGAAGAGGGAGAGGUCACCCUGGAGAUGGCCGAGGAGGAUGGAGGCAGCAGCAGGAUCUCUCUGGAAGAGGACCGGGCUGACGCGGAUAAGCCAGAGGUCUCCAUGCUCUUCCAGUUCCUGCAGAUCCUCACCGCUUGCUUUGGGUCUUUUGCUCACGGAGGAAAUGACGUCAGUAACGCUAUUGGUCCACUUGUGGCGCUGUGGCUGGUCUAUCAGAGCAGCUCUGUGGAGUCCAGCGCACCAACUCCCAUCUGGUUACUGCUGUAUGGAGGAGUGGGAAUCUGCGUUGGCCUCUGGGUGUGGGGCCGUCGCGUUAUCCAGACAAUGGGCAAAGACCUGACUCCUAUCACUCCCUCCAGUGGGUUCAGUAUAGAACUGGCCUCGGCUGUCACGGUGGUUGUCGCCUCCAACAUAGGACUUCCUGUAUCCACUACCCACUGCAAGGUGGGCUCUGUGGUGGCUGUGGGCUGGAUGCGUUCCCGCAAGGCCGUGGACUGGCGUCUUUUCCGGAACAUCUUCAUGGCCUGGUUCGUGACUGUGCCCAUCUCUGGCCUCAUCAGCGCUGCCAUCAUGGCCCUCUUCAAAUAUGCCAUCUUCGACUAAGGCCCUCCAUUACGGGGUGCCUGCUGCACCCUUUUCCAUCCGCAUUUAGAAACAUGAGAGGUGCCCUCUAUCGCUGCCUUGCUACCUUCUAGCCUUCCGGACUCUUCCGGUGGAGGGGAGAGCUUGCAAAAUGCAGGUUUUCCUUAUGUCUAUUCUUCCUUAGCUAGAGUGUGCGAUUUGUGGCUUCUGGAGUUUCUCGGCCUGCGUUGACAAUUCUUGCGUACACCUGAUCAUUUGCCAUGGGAGCAGGUUUAUUUCCUCAGUUUUGUUUUGUUUUUUGGAGUAGAUGAAUUAUUGCCAUCUAAAUAGUCAUCUCUUUUGUAAAUAGUUAAACCAAGAAAGUUUCUUGAUGUAAUUAUGUACAUAUUAAUUUUUUUUAAUUUUUUUUUAAGGUGACAGAAUAUUUCCAUUGCAGUAUUAGCCUUACUGAAACAUUUGUAUACACUUAAUACCAUUCAUUUAGAGUGUUUGGUUCCAAACGAGGUUGCUGGUUUUUGUUUUGUUUUUUGUUUGUUUUUGUUCCCCCCCCUCCCCCCCUUAAGAUGCCGUUAAAUGAUGUUAGAAAUGUUCAGGUGUUGGUCCUCUUGUGUAAAGGGUUUAAGAUGUGGAUGUCACAGACAAAUCCUUAUGUAACACUCAUGAGGUCUCUUGUGAGGUUUAAUUUUUAGAUUAGUUUCACAAAGCCCCCUCAGAGGUGUUGCUCUUCUCAUUCAUUGUGCUUCUUAUUUUUCCAUUGUUUUAUCUUGCACUACACUACAAAAGGCAGCUUUGCUGUCAGGCUCUUCAGCUACAGGCAUUAAUCUGUGUAAUGGAUUUUGGGACCCCAGCUCUGGUCACUUUUCUCCCCUUCCAGUGCUUCCAACAUUUAUCAACAGCUCAUGAAAUGCGACAAAGGCACACCAGAAUUUUACAAGCAUAUAGAGGAAGCCAGCUUUUCCUCUAAGCAUGUCUGUUGAACCAGUAGUGCACUGAGAACUCUCCCUAAAUCCUUGGUUUGGCAACCUCUCCCAAAUGUUUGUAGUAAAUAAUUGCCCCAUGUACAGAGUGUCAUUCUGUACUCUGUUGCUAUGCGUCACUGUUUGGGAAUAAUGAUGUGGUAACCAGGACACUCAAACUCUUUGAUCAGUCCAACCCAAAUUGGAAGCUUGACCCCUCCUUCCUCUUAAACAAUUAAAAGUAGUUAUUUAUUGUUAACUUGCUCUUAUGGUUUGAAUGCAUGGUUUGGAACAGAACCAAAUAUGGUUUAAACGCCCAAGAGGCCAAUUCUUUUUGGUAGUAUUCCAGGUAGCAUUUUGCUGUGACAUUUAGCGUGACUACAGGCCCAGUAUCUGAACACUUGCUGAAGUAACCAUUUUGAGGAAUCGGAGUGCGGAGCUUUGUAAUGCUGGAAUCAAGACCUUAAGUUUUUCCUGUAAAACUUGAUCGCAUCCACUCAGACGCUGCAGCGCAUCAUGCUUGGGUCCAGCCUUCGCGUUAGCUCACCUGAUGACCCUGCUAGACCCUUGCCUUUGCAGUAGCCUUGUGUGCUAGUCUGCGGAACCGUGGGAACGUGCGCACCUCCCAGCCCUCGAGAGAAACUACCUUGGGGGCUGAGGUGUGCUAGACUGCUUUAAAAGAAACGGCUACACCAGACGUGCAAAAGUUGCUAAAAAUGAAUCUACGCUACUAGCCACUAAUUAGCAUGACAUUCGCGCCGUACUGGUUGGCUAGUUGUUUGCUUUCAUUUAUGGUUAGCAGUGUUGGUGGUUUUGGUAUUUUGUUCUUUGAAGUAGUGGUGCCAUUGUCAGCUGUGCAGAUGGGAUCGUUUAGCAGCACCCCCUGCUUGGCUGGUGGAGUUAUGCAAUUCCUGCUGUGUAACCAACGCUAGUGAGAGGCGGCUUGGCUGUCGCACUUGACGCAUUUAGACCUUUUAGAGUUUCUGUAGUUGCCUUAACAUUAUUUUUGUUUUGUUUUGUUUUUUUUGUGGAUUUUUUUUCUUUAGGUACCAAAGAAUAAACUUGGUGUGUAUAUAUUAAGCAUAUAUUCUUUGUCCACUCUGUAUGGACAACUGAGGGGGAGGGGUAAAAUAAAUACAUUUUUUUUGUUGGGGAA